UAUUGACCUCUUGACCCAACUUCUUGCAUCCGCAUCCCGUCAGCCCGUCGAGUCUGACCUCCCUUCCCUUGGCCUUUCCUUGAACCUCCACAAUUUCUGCUGCAUCCGCUGCUGCUUUGGAUCUGUACACGCCGUUCUGGCAGUACACCGCUCGCGCCCGGCUGUAGCAAACAAGACAUCGGCAGGUAAGACCAGACGCAAUUAGGCAAAACAUUGACAGCCCCAGUUGUUCAGUUGUCAGCCAGCUUUCGAUCCAAUCCUUUCCUUGCGUCCGGUCGCCAUGGAUUACUCCGCCGCAUCUAACAAGUCAACUACCGGAAACCAGCUACCCCCUAUUCCCCGGCAGACUCGCCAACAAUCCCGCAGGAAGGUCAUCGAUCCUUCUAUGCACCUUCAUCUGCGUGACGACGACAAAGAUCGCGCCGGUAUACCUGCUGCUUCUCCUGAAGUUAUAUCAUCUUUAAUCACGAGUUUAUCCGUCAUUUCAAAGCCGGCGAACAAGCAUUUCGAGGGCCAAAGUUUGUCCCUACCAAACUCGCCGAAUUCGCCGCGAGAAGGCAGUUUCGGCGUUGACUACGGCGCCUUCAAUCACAAGCUCGGCAGGCUGCAGGAAGAAGAGAUCGAUCUCGACGAAUUGGCCGCUAGUCCCCCCACGAUUCGGACCGCGAAACCACCGUCCGGCUUCUCCCCCUUAACCGCCCCCAAGUCACCGCGUCGCGAAACAUCAGGCGGGCUGAAGUCCCUCCUGCGCAGCUCGUCUCGGCCGUCGUCGAAGGGAUCGCUUUCGUCGCAUGAUGAUACCCGAAGCAUCGGGAACCUUUCGGUUGAACGUGGGCUUCCGCCAACCCCUGAGUUGCGUAAACAACGAUCGCACGACAGCUGGGGAAAGAAGCAGGCUCGUAGUAGUAAAGGUCUGAUGUACAUGGGCUCAAAAGAAAGGUUACGUGUUAGUGACUCGGAAAAGAGGCGGACAAGUACUGGGUCAAUUGGUACUAAAUCUAACAGCUUGGGCGGCGUAUCACCCAGGCUCGAUACAACUCUUGCCGACACUCCGAUUCGUGAAGAACCAAGCGAUUCACCUACGAAAGAAAAUAUGCACGAUUUCAGCCCGUCAUCCCUUGAUUUUGAUUCUAGCCUCCAGCGGCCGAUUCCCGCGCGCGACUCCUCCCUGCGCAAGACGGGAACCAACGCAAAAAGGUCGUCUCAUAGGUCUUCACGAGGGAAGAGAGAAGGCGAUAGCGGACUCGCCGAUACUAUCCCGGAGGACUCUGAACAUACUCGCUCGCGCGAUCCUUCUAGCGGAAGGCGCCGACAUACAAGUCGCGCCAAUUCGGAAGUUGACACGAGGAAGAGGAGAGACGACCCUCUACCAGAAAUGCCACACACUACAAGAGCGAGCGUAUCUUCUACUAAAAGGAGCCAGGGAAAUAAUUAUGCGCACAAGCGCUCAGGAUCGUAUUCGACAGAUGCGAAUGCGUUUGAAGACGGCGCUCCAUUUCCGGCGGUAUCACAGAGCAGGAGGCGCAGCGCGCAUAGUACCGACCGUAGAAAGUCGGGCCGCACGACUCCAGACCCGGGAGAUAUAAUCAAGCCUAAACGAAGCAGUUCACGACUGAAACGUCUCUCAGCUGGAGCCAAGAGCCCUGAGCUUGAUAGAAGGAAUGAAGCCACUACCCCCGAGCCCACGGUGGGUUACGAGCGACCUGCAAGCGCUGAUUCCAUUGACGAUGCCGUUGAGUCUUAUCUUUGUUCGCCAAGACUGUCGCAGAAAAUCCGACACCCGCAAACAGGUCGUAUGAUAUCUUUCUCUGAGGUCGGCGACGCUGAAGGCUCGGCCGUUUUCUGCUGUGUUGGCAUGGGUCUGACUAGGUACAUCACUGCGUUCUAUGACGAGCUAGCGUUGACGCUCAAAUUGCGACUAAUCACCCCUGAUCGACCUGGCGUUGGUGAUAGCGAGGCUUAUGCUGACGGGACGGCGACACCCCUUAGCUGGCCUGACGAUGUCUACGCAAUCUGUCAAGCGCUUAAAAUUACCAAGUUCUCGAUACUUGCGCACUCUGCUGGCGCGAUAUACGCUCUUGCUACUGCGCUUCGUAUGCCACAACAUAUUCGUGGUCGUAUCCACCUCCUAGCUCCAUGGAUACCUCCGUCGCAGAUGAAUGUGUUCGGCACGUCACAGGCUCUACCUCCUACUAACGCCAUUCCCACAUCCCAACGAAUUCUUCGUGCCUUACCAACCCCUUUUCUCAAGGCGGCGAAUAGCUCAUUCAUGACAGCCACUAGCAGCUCGAUCACCAGCUCAUUGCCGAAGAACAGUCCUAAGCGUGGGAAGCGAAAGUCGUCUGCUCCUUCAGCACGUGAUUCGACCGCAGGGAAUCGCCGAGAUUUUACGCCUAGCUUAGAUAAAGAGAACAUUAUACAAGAGAACCCGGGCGGGAAGGGCUUGCCACCCUCCGCUAGCGAGAACAUGGACCAGUAUCGUCCAGCCGACAUGGAGUUCAACCCUCAGGCUGCUAUCAUCGAAGCUGCCGCCGACGCGUUAGCGGAUAAGGAGAGGCAGAUGACGUAUGAUACGCGACUUACUCACGCGAUCUGGGAACUCGCUACUACCGGCGCAAAUCCUGCUGUGGAUUUGCUUGUUUGCCUGGAGCGUAGGCACACGAUUGGGUUUCGUUAUGUAGACAUUACGCGCCCCGUCAUUAUUCAUCACGGCAGUAGGGAUACUCGUGUUCCGGUUGAGAAUGUCAAGUGGCUUGGGAAGACUAUGCGGAGAUGUGAGGUUCGUGUGCUGGAAGGCGAAGGGCAUGGGUUGAUGGCUAGCGCCACAGUGAUGAGCUCGGUAUUGAUGGAAAUAAGUAAGGAGUGGGAGGAUUGGAUGGUACUCACGAAUUCAAACCGGCGGACGGAUGAGCGAGGCAGGAGCGUACGAGCAAGUGCCCGAUAAAAAGCGAUGAUGAAUUACUUGGGGGAAAUCAUCUGCCACAUCAAAUCUGGCUUGGAUCAUACCCUGGCGAAUAGGAGUUUUGCAUUAUGGAUCGUUCUAUCAUGAACUUAAUGGCCGUCAGGGAUCCCACACAAGGGGACAUUGGUUUUUUUUUUGUCGUUUUAUAUAUACGCCAAGGAGAUUGGCGACGCUCAUGUCUGUGAGGCCCCUUCAACUUAGGCUUAGGAGAGCAAAG
Messenger RNA from Annulohypoxylon truncatum, 3179 nucleotides. Its product is annotated as alpha/beta-hydrolase. The record is from RefSeq and is a predicted model, not a curated record. The coding region runs from base 281 to 2944 and encodes 887 amino acids. The transcript is spliced from 2 exons. NCBI's taxonomy places the organism in Eukaryota, Fungi, Ascomycota, Sordariomycetes, Xylariales, Hypoxylaceae.